This is a messenger RNA of Paraglomus brasilianum, 505 nucleotides long. The record is from the annotation of a GenBank genome assembly. Lineage: Eukaryota; Fungi; Glomeromycota; Glomeromycetes; Paraglomerales; Paraglomeraceae.
UUAUUCACUUCGUCGACUGAUACGACCAUAAAACGAUGGUUUCUUAAUGGACAAGAGACCUCUCAGAUUCCCAAAUCAAUGACUUACGAAGGACAUGAUCACUGCGUGCAAUCGAUAUAUCAAUUCAACCACCACCCGCGGACAUUAUACUCUGUUAGUGUAGAUGGAAAUAUGUAUGUUUGGGACACUGAGACAACUGAGCUCUUGACGAGUCUGCAGUUACCGGGAAGACCACGAGUAAUGAGAGGUAUAUCGAACGAUAUAAUCGCAAUAGGGAACCGAAGUGAAGAACACCUGUCCUUGUACAAAGUGACACCGAGUGGACUGGUGCAUUUGGACAACAACAAGGGAUUAAAUCAUACGAGCACCGUUUAUGCGUUAGCUUCGAAUGAGCACCUCGCACAUACGUUUGUCACGGGUACUUUCGAUGGUUCUACAGCAUUGUUUGAUACCAGAAGCAUGGAGUGUGUGGCUUCAUAUAGCGAUAGAAUUGACGCUUGCUCAG